Molecule: messenger RNA, 782 nt
Organism: Ceutorhynchus assimilis (cabbage seed weevil)
Lineage: Eukaryota; Metazoa; Arthropoda; Insecta; Coleoptera; Curculionidae
Source: the annotation of a GenBank genome assembly
AUGUUGAAAAAUAUGCUACAGAUGAAGAGCAAGCUAGAAAACAAAAUAUAUUUCAAUGAAUCUCGUCAAAAUGAAUUUAUAAGUCAGUCACAAACUGAAUAUUUGAAUCAAUUUGAUCCAUUACCUGCAAAAUAUAUACAAGAAUUUAUAAAUGACCGUGCUACUGAUCCAACGUUAGAGGGAAAUGUUUUACAUAAAUUUCGUAUAAGACGUGAUGAAAUUGAUAAUUUCUACAUUGGUGAUUCCAAAGUCGAAAUUGUUGGAUCUGAUCAAUUAGUAAAGAGGAGAACAUACAAAGGAACCCCAGGAUUGUAUAAGUUACUCUUCAGGAAAAAUAUACCUAAAAGUUAUACGAAGGACGAUGAAGCUGCUUUCAAGGACAUUAUCUCAAGAACCAAUAUAAAUAGAAUUUUUUCUUCUUGUGUUUCAAAAUUGCCACGCAUUAGCUGUGACAUACCAAACAAGAGGAAGUUUGAAGAAAUGAAAAAAUUCAUAUUUACCUAUCGUACAGACAAAUGCUUCAAUAAUUAUCAAAGUCAACCAUGGGAUGAGGAGGGCUAUAUGAAAAUGGAAGAAGACAUGGAUAAAGCUGAAAACUAUGAUGCAGCUACAAGGAAAUAUUGGGGCCGGAUUCAAGCUAAAACAAUACAAUACUACUCACUUCAAUCAAUACAAUAAUGUUCAGAAUAUCGAUAACAGAUUUAGAAACUACUCUAGUGUUGUUGUCUGUACAAGGUGGUGUCAAAGCUGCAAAAUGUAUUUCUGUUUCUGUAAAAAGUCAA